UUGAGAUCUCACUGGAUCACAUCAACUAGACAUAGCGGAAAUUCAUUCAGUUCAUGUUCAAAUUCGAAGAGUUUGAGCUUAGAAAGUCACUGAAACGAAGUUCACAGAUUGAAAGUCGUGAUUUAGAAGGACGAUUGAGCGUUUUGUGGUGUUGUGAACGGUGAAUUUCUUUUUGGAUAGUUUUCGGAGUUUCAAUUGAGUUGGGAAAUAUGGGGGUUGACUUGAGGUCUGUCGUGCCAAAGAUGAACCUCUCGUCAGCCUCUGAUUACACUUCGAUUGUGGCAAUUACCUUAUUCGUUGCGCUCCUUUGCGCGUGUAUUGUGAUCGGUCAUUUGUUGGAGGAGAAUCGGUGGAUGAAUGAGUCAAUUACAGCCCUUGCAAUUGGUUUGAGCACUGGAGUUGUGAUUCUAUUAACAAGUGGUGGGACAAGCUCGCAUCUUUUGCUUUUCAGUGAAGAUCUUUUCUUCAUUUAUCUUCUUCCGCCAAUAAUAUUCAAUGCUGGGUUCCAGGUAAAGAAGAAACAGUUCUUUCGCAACUUCAUGACUAUCACACUCUUUGGUGCUGUUGGUACUCUGAUAUCCUUUGUCAUCAUAUCAUUAGGACAUCCCGAACGCGCGGAUAAAUCCCCUACAAACAAUGAUCGCCUGACCAGGGAGGAAAGAGCAGCAGCAGUGAUCGUGAGAGGAAGGAGCAGCAGCGAUCGUGAGAGGAAGGAGCAGCAGUGA
Messenger RNA from Ilex paraguariensis (yerba mate), 725 nucleotides. NCBI's taxonomy places the organism in Eukaryota, Viridiplantae, Streptophyta, Magnoliopsida, Aquifoliales, Aquifoliaceae. The record is from the annotation of a GenBank genome assembly.